Onychostoma macrolepis is the source of this 6774-nucleotide messenger RNA. RefSeq names its product FYVE and coiled-coil domain autophagy adaptor 1a (gene fyco1a). Gene Ontology annotation, biological process: plus-end-directed vesicle transport along microtubule; positive regulation of autophagosome maturation. The transcript is spliced from 19 exons. The record is from RefSeq and is a predicted model, not a curated record. Gene Ontology annotation, cellular component: lysosome; late endosome; autophagosome. The coding region runs from base 166 to 4680 and encodes 1504 amino acids. Gene Ontology annotation, molecular function: metal ion binding. Lineage: Eukaryota; Metazoa; Chordata; Actinopteri; Cypriniformes; Cyprinidae.
GUGUGACGAUGUAAACUAAAAGUGGACCUUCUCGGAUCCUUACGAAAGCUAAAUUUCUAUGGCAACAAAAGACGCUGUUCCAAAGAACUUCAUUUGAAUUCAAACCACACAGUGUAACAACUACAGAUGACCUCUUGACCCCGUUGGCAGGAAGCUAGUCAGACCAUGGCCGCUGGUGCUGCAGUCAGGGAGGGUCAGAUCCAGCGGAUUAUCAGAGAUCUGCAUGAUGCUGUAUCAGAACUGACAAAGGAGUAUAAGGAGAACGGCGAGCCCAUUACAGAUGACAGCUCCAAUCUGCACAAGUUCUCCUACAAACUGGAGUACCUGCUUCAGUUCGACCAGAAGGAGAAAACAACAUUUCUGGGAUCCAGAAAAGACUACUGGGAUUAUUUCAGUGACUGCCUGGCCAAAAUCAAAGGAGCAAAUGAUGGAAUCCGCUUUGUUAAAUCAAUUCCAGAGCUGAAGACCUCUCUGGGUAAAGGCAGAGCAUUUAUCCGUUACUCGCUCGUGCAUCAGCGGCUGGCUGACACACUCCAGCAGUGCCUCAUGAACCACAGAGUCACCAGUGACUGGUAUAAUUCCCGGAGUCCAUUUCUCAAACCCCAUCUCAGUGUGGACAUCAUUAAUUACCUCUAUGAGCUGAAUGAUGUUCAAUUUGAUGUGGCAUCCAGGGGUCAUGACCUUGACUCAGAAUGGCCCACUUUUGCAAGGAGGACACUGGGAAUGACUAGCUCCCCCAGUCACACUUGGAAACCACCGAGUCGUAGUUCCAGCAUCAACAGUCUAGCCAGCACAUACUCACAGCAGGCCCAUGAGUUCCCUGGGAGUCCAGACUUUGGACCUGGGUUUCUAUCAGACAUGUCUGUCCAAAACUCCAGUGGACUGAAUGAUUCUUCCAUCAGUGCUAUAGAUGAGCUCCGUCUGGAGCUGGACCAGUCUGAAUUAAAGCAAAGAGAUCUCCUCAACCAGGUUCAGCAGUUAGGCAGCGAAGCGGGUGAACUCCGCAGGGUUGUGGUAGAACUCCAAAGGCAGCUGGACAUCUCUCUAGCUGCCCAAGGUAACCAUCAGGAGCUCCAGCGGAACCUGGAGGUGCUAGCUGAGAGCGAACGAGUACUCUCCCGUGAGCUGGAGGUCUUGAGGGGACACGGGACUGUCAGGGAGGCCUCCUAUAAGGACCUCCAAGACAUGUUGGCAGCCGCAGAGUGUAAAAAUGAGGAAUUGAUGGCAAGACUAGAUGGAGUAUUGGAUGAGAAAGGCCAGAGGGUGGCCAGUGACUUCAACUCUGCCCAAAAGAUUCACGAGCUUUUAAAUGAAUUGAAAGAGGCUGAGAAGGGAAGGAUAGAUGCUCUGGCAGAAGGAGAAGAAAGGAGGAGGCAGGCAGAACAGCUGGCUGAGCAAGUCAGAAUGAAGGAUGAAGCACUCAAGGAGGCUGAAAUAAAAAUGACAGCUUGGAUGGUGAAGUGUGAGCAACUGCAAACGAGGGCGGAAGAGCACCGUAAUGUCAUGGACAAACUUCAAGGGGCACUUGCAGUGCGAGAGAAGGAGACCAGCAAUCUGCAGAAGCAACUGCAAGAUCUCCAGCACUCUCUGGAAAAUAUGGAAAAGCAGGCCAAAGUGGAUCGGAAGGAAAUGCAAGAGGAUAAAGAAGAGCUUGAGAAGAAGAUGAGUGGUCUGGAAGAGCAGUUGCAAACAUUGCGGACACAGCUGAAGGCUAAGGAAUCCAAUCUUCUCUCCACUACCAAGAGAGUCCAGUUUUUGGAGAAGGAAUCAGAGAAGCUUAAAAGUGACAAACAGAGUCUGAGAGAAACCAUGUCUGAACUGGAGAACAGCACCAAAGAGCAGGCCAAAAGGAUUGGAGAAUACAAAGACAUCUGUGCCAAGCUAAUGGAGGAAAACAGUAAGCUCCUCCAGAUGGGGAAAAAGAAUGAAGAAACCAAGAAGGAGUUGAUUGAAAACAAAUCUUCCCUGGAGAGUGAGCUGGCCGGAUUGAAGGCCUCGGAGAAGCAGUUGCGAGCACAAAUUGAUGAUGCCAAAGUUACUGUGGAUGAACGAGAGCAGCGGCUCAGAGAGGAGAACAGAAGUCUGGAUGAAAGUCUGCAUAAGGCCAACAUGCAGUUGGAGGAAUUCGAAAGUUCAGUUCGCCAAUUGAAACUGGAGAACAAGGACCUCAUGGAGGUUCAGGUCACUCUUAAAGCAUCUCUCGCAGCCAUGCAGGAAGAGAUACGCAACAUCAACAGCCAGAUUGCUGAACUUGAGAAGAGUCUUGGAGCUGCGAGAUGCGAUGAGGCAAACCUGACAGCACAGCUUAAAGAUAAGGAUUCCCAGCUUGAGGAUCGGGAGAAGCUCUGUGAGGAGCUCCAGGGAAGGGUGGAAGAACUUGAAGGUCGUGAAAGGGAUUUGGAAGUGGAGAAGACGAAGGUAGAAAGAGCCUUUGCUAAACAAACAGAGAUGAUUAAGAGUCUGGAUGCCCAGAGGAAGGCUGCAGAGGAGGUCCAACUUGAGCAGAGUGCAUACCAGGCUAAAGAAACCCAAGAGAUGGUCUCAAAAGUGACUGUCCUGGAAGAUCAGCUGGGACUGAAUGUGAAAGAGGUGUCUAGGCUUCAAGAGGAGGUGCUCAAUCUCAGGGCUAAACUCCACAGUGCCGUGGAGAAAAAGGACAAGACCCAUGCAAAGCUGGAGGUCACCGAGGCUUCCUGUGCAGAACUACGAACCUUGACUGAGCAGUUGAAAAAGCAGGCAGAGGAGCAGAAUCGACUGCAUGUGAAAGAGCUGCUGCAGUCUAGCGAACAGGUAGAUGCCAUAACUUUGCAACUGAAUCAGGAGACGUCCACAUGCAAGAAAACAACUGCCGAACUCACUUCAGCCCAAGAGGAGCUAGCAGAGCUCAAGGCCCAGAAUGAAAGGUUGGUUUUAGAGAAUGCCGAGACCAGAGAGGGUCUCCAUCGGGUCAACACAGAAAUGGCAGAGUUGGGAAUGACAAUUUGCAAGCUCACCGCAGAGCGGGAAGAAGCCAGGGAACAAUGGGCUGCUGAAGCUGCUCGGAUCCAAGAACUUCAACAGCAGGGAGUGAAGGAAACAGAGCGACUUAAUGCCAGCUUGGUGGCUCUUCACCAAGAAAACUCUAGUCUACGAGAAGAGCUCCAGCAGACGGAGAAACUUUCAGAAACCGUGCUGGAGCUAAAAGAGCUGCUGGACAAAACUGAGGGUGAACGGGACACUGUUCGAGAAGAGAUCACCGCAGUGAAAUUUCAGAUGAGCACAGAGAGCAUGACUCUCAAAAACCAGAUAAAGAGUCUUAAUGAAGAUAUUGAGGGCUUGCGAACACAGCUAGACGUGGAGUUGAAGAAGUCAUCUGAGCUGGAGGCCAAAUUAUCAGAGAUACAGGCAGUAAAUAUUGAAUGCUCUCGUCUGAUUGAGGAGAAAGACUCUCACAUCACUGACUGUGAGACUCGGAUGCGUGAGAGAGAGUGUGAGACGCAGCAACUGCAGGAAAGUGUAUCAAGUACCAAAGAGGCUCUUAUUGAAGUACAGAAAGAGAGGAAAAACCUACAGCAGAAGUUGGAUCAGGUGUUGACUGAGGCUCAGAAUCAGCAACUUCAGAUGUCUGCUGAGCUGGAGGAUCUGGGCCAAACCAAAGUAAAUCUGGAGGAACGGCUCAUCGAGCUUAUUAGGGAUAAGGAUGCUCUGUGGCAGAAAUCGGAUGCUCUGGAGUUCGAGCAGAAGCUGAGAGCGGAGGAGCAGUGGUGGCUUGUAGAUAAAGAGGCCACACAUUGUCUGGGCUGCCAGGGCCAGUUCACAUGGUGGCUGCGGCGCCAUCACUGCAGGUUGUGUGGCCGUAUCUUCUGUUACUACUGCAGCAAUAAUUAUGUGAUGACAAAAAACUCAAAGAAGGAGCGCUGCUGUCGAGAGUGCUACACACAGCACAGUGCUGUGGUGGAAAGAUUUACAAAGGCUGAACUCAACAGCUCUUCAGAGGAUCAACCACCACCUCAUGCAAACGCUGCCAGUCAACCACCACCACCUUAUAUUCCCACACCAAGAGUUACAGUUACAGAUCCUGGUGAGAAACCGGAUGAUGGAGCAUUUGACAUUAUAACGGAGGAGGAAGUGAAUGAGAUCUAUGACAGCGACUCGCGCACCACCACUGGGUCACAGGAGGAAGAAGGAGAUGGAGGGCAAACUGGAGACCUCAUAUCGAGUGACGUGACCCCUGAUGAACAGGAAGAGAUGGUCCCUGCUGUACAGGAUGCAGAAAUCACCCUCCUUAAGUCAGGAGAACUCACUGCCUCUGUGCCUCUGGAUAUAGACGAGAUUCCUCAUUUUGGCGAUGGCUCCCGUGAGCUGUUUGUCAAGUCCAGUUGCUAUAGCACCAUUCCCAUCACUGUGGGCGACUGCGGGCCCAUCAUCAGCUGGGUUUUCUCUUCCGAGCCCAAGAGCAUCUCCUUCACUGUGGUGUACAGAGAGACACUUGACACACCUGUUGAGCAGGCCAAGGUUCUGAUUCCUCUCACACGCUGUAACUCGCACAAAGAGACCAUACAGGGCCAACUGAAAGUCCGCAAUCCGGGAGUCUAUACGCUCAUCUUUGAUAACUCGUUUUCCAGAUUUCUCUCCAAGAGGGUCAACUACCAACUGACCAUUGAGAAGCCCAUCAUCUAUGAUGGAAGUGACUUCCCUUAAAUGUGGCUUUGUGGUGUGUAGCGUCCUUGUGUGAACUUGAUGUGUUUUAUUUUUAUCCUUAGUCAUCUCAGACCUGUUCCUGUGUGCCAAGGAUUUCUGUUUUAGAAUUUUAUGGGUUAGUAUAGUAUUAGUUGUUAUGUUUUAUUGCUGAUAGCAUUAAGGUUAUCUGUGGUGACUUGAGUUAAGUGUUAUGAAGGGGUUUCUACGGCACUUUCUACAGAACUUAUUGGAAGAGGAUUAUUUGCUUUUGAUGAAUCUUUUUUUUUUUUGUGUGUGUGUUUUAUUUUCCUUGUGGAUUCAGUAUUUUAAAAUGAUUUUACAAACACUACAGAUGAAUUUAAAGCACCAGUGAUUCAGGACAGUUGAAACUCACAUGGGUAAAUAUGCAAAGAAAGUGAGACAAUCGCAAAUUAAGCUUUAAAAAAUUAUUUACCCAAAAUUGAAAAACAAAAUGCUGAAAAUGUGCUCACCUUCAGGCCAUCUAAGACGUAGAUACAUUUGUUUCUUCUGCAGAAAAGAUUUGGAGAAAUUUAGCAUCACUUGCUCACCAGUGGGUCCUUUAAAGUGAAUGGGUGCCGUCAGAAUAAGAGUCCAAACAGCUGAUGAAAACAAACCAAUAAUCCACAAGACACCAGUUCAUUAGUUAACUUUUUGUGAAAUUAAAAGUUAUAAUUAUUUAAUUUGCUUCUGGACAAAAUAAUUUGUCUAGAAGCAACAAAUGAAGUUAAAACCUCUUAAUGAUGGAUUUGUUUCUUACAAGAAUGCAGCUUUUCAACUGACAAGAUGUUAAUUGAUGGACUGGAGUGGUGUGGAUUACUUGUGGAUUAUUGUGAUGUUUUUAUCAGCUGUUUGGACGCUCAUUCUGACGGCACCCAUUCACUGAGUGACAUAAUGCUACAUUUCUCCAAAUCUGUUCUGAUGAAGUUGCAAACUCUUCUACAUCCAUCUUGAGUGGCCUAAGGGUGAGUACAUUUUUAGCAAAUUUUAAAUUUUGGGUGAAUUAUUCCUUUAAAAAGUAUCACACUACACUUCCACUACAGAUGUCCAAAAAAAUACUAUAUUCUCAGAGCUUUUGGUAUUUUGGCGUAUUUUUUAAGAAAUUUCAUACACUGUACAACUAUAGUUCAUAAAAGCAAUAAGCGUCUCAUGUUUAGAUGCGUUUAAAACACUAGUUUAUUUUUUAUUUUUUUUACUCAAAGCUGGAUGCUAAGAUAUUGUGUUAUGACAGAGUCCUGUAAAAGUAUAUCAGUUUUAUUUUAUUAUUUUUUUGUUUUUACUUUUUGUAGUCUCCACCAACUAGGUCAAAUUGUCACUGGUAAGACAGCAGUAGAUCUAUUUAACUACUCACUAUUCUUGGGUCAGCUAUAUUGUUUUAUGUUCACCAUUUAUAAAUACAUAAAUGACACUUUUUUUUAUUUAGUCAACUCCAUGCAGUAAUUUUUGCGUAUAGUACAUUGAAUAAAAUGGCACAUUUAUAGUCAUUUAACUCUUGCACAGAGUAUAUUUUUGCAAAUAUAAGGCUGUCAGUUUUUUGAUCUGAUAAAAUUGGUUUACUGAUGCUCAGAUACAUAAUAUUUUUUGACAUGUUCAAUUUUAAUGCCUCCUUUCUGUAUAUGCAUCACUGAAUCCUUAUCCUGGUAGAUCAUAAAACCUUAGUAAUUUGAACACUAAGGCUCUUAAAUAUGCGUUUAAUGAACUGUCAUUAAACACUUUGUUUUUUUGUAUUUUAAUGCAACAACUAAAGCAAAUAUGCAAGACACGCAUGUUUAUUCGGGUGUACGGUUCACAUAAUUUUCCAGGUGACAAAGCUGAACUAGACUGCUGCUCUUAAGACUAUCCGUUUAUAUAUUUAUAUCUCAAGCUCCUUUUUGAACUAUGUGCAAUUUUAAAUAUUUUCCUAAUUGGACUUGUUCUUUUACAAGAGUUUUUAAAUGGUAUUUUAAAUAAAUUGAUACUUUAAGUACUUUUUAAAAGCGGUUGUUCAGGAAAUCGUGAAUACUUAAUGAAUGUCACUGAAUUCAAUGAUUUCUGUGAAUCUAUGCAAUCACAGCACAAUGUUUACAAAUUGCAGAACCCUUUAAGUGUAAUAAAGUU